Molecule: messenger RNA, 664 nt
Organism: Magallana angulata
Lineage: Eukaryota; Metazoa; Mollusca; Bivalvia; Ostreida; Ostreidae
Product: adenylate cyclase CyaB-like
Exons: 5
Coding region: 71-601 (176 amino acids)
Source: RefSeq, a predicted model, not a curated record
UGGAUAUUUGAUACAUAGAAAACAGAAAGAAAAGGAGGGAAAAGUUUCUGUAGUUUGUAACUGUGUAAAGAUGCCGGAAAAUGUUGAAAUCAAAGCAUCUAUUGCAAACCUAGCAGGCUUUCAAAUUAAGGCAAAAGAACUGAGUAAAACGGAUGGGGAAGUACUGGUACAAGAAGACGUAUUUUUUAGUGUUCCAAAUGGACGGCUGAAAUUGAGGACCGUUAAGGAUGUUAAAUCAGAAUUGAUAUUCUAUGAUCGACCCGAUCAGGAGGGACCAAAGCACAGCGAAUUCUACACAACUCCAGUCCCAGACCCUGAUUCUCUGAAGGACUGUUUGAGUCGAGCUGUCGGUAUCAAAGGUGUCCUGAGGAAAGUGAGGACUUUGUACAUGGUGGGUCAAACCCGAGUCCAUGUAGACCAAGUAGAGGGGCUAGGAAGCUUCAUGGAACUUGAGGUACAGAUGCAGGAAGGUCAGACUGUUGAACAGCUGCAGAAAAUAGCAGAGGACCUGAUGCAGAAACUGGGGGUAUCCAACAAGGACUUGAUUUCUGUGGCUUAUAUGGACUUACUGCUUAAAAAGCAGUCCCAAACUUCUGGAUAGUCUCCGGGAUAUACCGUACUGUAAAAGGAGAUUCCAUUGGAAUAAAAACUACAAACAAUUGUU